Molecule: messenger RNA, 1346 nt
Organism: Amoebophrya sp. A25
Lineage: Eukaryota; Dinophyceae; Syndiniales; Amoebophryaceae
Source: the annotation of a GenBank genome assembly
CGGUCAUUGACCUGUGGCUACAUCGUGGCAUCAAAGAGGUGUUUUCGAACCAAGAGGCCUUCAGUCUAGGUCCGGUGUCAGGCGUGGUCGGCACGUCCAGGACCGACAAGGGAGUGCACGCGCGCUCACACCUUUGCUCUCUGAAUGUGCACGUCUUUCCCGCAAGGCCUGGCUUGGCGUUUAACCUCGAGACGUUGGCUAAAGCGUUUGCCGGAGUGGAUGGAGUAGCCGUGGAGGAGAAGGAGUCGAGCGACUCAGUAGCCUCUCCUAAAGAGGAAGAAGAAGGCUUACUGCGAAAACUAGAACGCAGGCUAAAAGCGACUGCACCGAAAGAUGUAUGGUUGAAUGGAGUGCCUAGUCUGUGUCGGAGUUUUACAGGCAAGGAUGAAGCCGACGAUGCGCAGGACACCAGCAACGAAGUUGAUGCUCAAACUACGACCACGAAGGAGUAUCGCUAUUUUAUCAAAGUUCCUGAUGGUCGGAACGGCUCAGCCUCGAAGAAAGUCUCAGAUUCUAGAGGAUGCUGGGCAUGGCCGCAGAGCGCUUCAAGAUUUUCUCUAAGUCUAGACAAAGCAAACGCAGCAGCACAAAGUCUACGUGGUACUCGCGACUUUGCUCUUUUUUCGACCCGUUGCGACAACCUGCCUGAGUCUGGUCGAGUGCGGACUUUGUUGACUGCAACAGUCAAAGAAAGUUCUGAAGCACAGUUGCCGCGACUGCUUGUCCAGAUAGAAGAAGAAGGAGAAGAUCACAUACCUUCUAUCACUCGGCACAUUCUCGAGAAGCCACAGAAACAAGUACCAGACGCUACAAAUACUGCUUCUCAACACAUGCAACAAGAGCAGUGCCCCUCACCAGCCUCUACCUGUUCCACAGAAAGCUCUGUUGUCCAGCCUCGUGGGGGUUGUAACGAAGUUGAGUCCGCUAGCUCUAAGCCUUUAUUCUACGAGUUCCGUUUCACAGCCGAUGGUUUCCUACGGCACAUGGUCAGACGAUUGGUUGGUCAUAUUAUAGAGGAAUCGUUGGAGAUAGAGAUUGGUGCUGAACAUGAUGAGAGUGUUGCUACGGAAACCAGUAGAGACGAACUGCUAUGGCGUCUUUUUCACGCAGAGGAUACAAGGGAAUAUAAGAAGCCUGAAAACCAUACGAAAAAACCGGAACGAGCUCCACCACAAGGGUUGUGGUUAUGGGCUGCGAGAGCUCGUGGUGAUGUUGCUUCUGCUUGACAAAUGAUGACUCCCUGUAGUCCCUGUUCUUUUCACGAACCUAAUUUUUCCUCACUCCCUGAACCCGCCUCUCACUUUACUGAUAAAGAACAUAUCGACGACAAUGUGUCGCAAAGGAAU